Arabis nemorensis is the source of this 510-nucleotide messenger RNA. The record is from the annotation of a GenBank genome assembly. Lineage: Eukaryota; Viridiplantae; Streptophyta; Magnoliopsida; Brassicales; Brassicaceae.
AUGCAUGUCGAUUACGUACUUGCUCUGGUUGGCUCCAUAUUCUUCUUCCUAACAGCGACCAUUACUUUAUUUGCAAUAUGGAAGCCUAAAUCUAAUGGAUCUGUAAUCGCUGCUUCUGAUCUUCAACGACGCAGGUAUUUGAUGCUUGGCCUUGGUUUUGGCCAUGGCACUAAAUGUUUAUGCUUCACAUUUCAACAGUUGUUCCUUUCACGUAGACUGGACAGGACAACAAUUCAAGACUGGAUCUAUGGAGGAAGAAGGAGGAACGUAAGCCAUCCAUCUCAUCUCCGCAAGACCACUGGUGGUGUUGGUCCAUAUUCUUCAACAACUCGAGACUAUAUGAAGAUAGUCGACAAUAACGCUAAGGGAGAAAUUAUGAAGGUUAGAAAGUCGAUACGAAAUUUGUAUAGAAACCACUUUACUCGACAUGUGCAUAAGAACGGAAAUUAUAGCAAGACAUUCGACUCACUGGAUGCAAUGUUGAUUGUUUGCAAUGCCCGAAAUAAAUGA